AUGAAAUUACUCGCAGUUUUGUCAAUCACCGUAGCAGUCCUUGGGGUGACAGCUGCCUUUAAACCACCAGCGGCUCGCUAUGACGGAUUCAAAGUCUAUAAAGUCUUUGUCAAGGAUGAACAACAGCUGUCGGAAUACAAGAAAUUGGCCAAUAACAUUCCAGUUCGCUUUUUGAAUGACAUCGGUGGUCCUGGUCGCAGCUAUGCUCUUACCAUUGAUCCUGCCAAUAACAAGGCUUUGGAAAGCCACUUGAAAUAUCAUGAAUUUAAUUAUGAACUCACCAUUGAUGAUUUGCAAGAAGUUCUGGAACAAAGUAUGCCCGUCGAUAUGGAAUCGAAAAAUUCGACAAUGACCUGGACUGCCUACCAUCCUUUGGCUGAUAUUUAUGAUUGGUUGGAUUCAUUGGUCAUGGAUAAUAUGUUGACCAUAACCCCAUACAUUAUUGGCAAAACCUAUGAAGGACGUCCCAUUAAGGCUGUCAGAAUUUCCACCAAACCCGGAAACAAGGCUAUUUUCAUUGAAUCCAACAUCCAUGCCAUUGAAUGGAUUUCCUCGGCCACCACAACAUGUUUCAUUAAUAAUUUGCUCAAGGCUGAAUCAGCUGAGAUGAAAGAAUUGUUGAUGAAUUACGAUUGGAUUUAUGUACCCGUUUUGAACCCCGAUGGUUUGGAAUAUACUCACAAUGUUGAACGUUUGUGGCGUAAGAAUCGUAAACCCACUGGUUUCUCGAACUCUUCGGGUAUUUGUUAUGGUACCGAUAUGAAUCGUAACUUUGGUUUUAUGUGGGGAGGUGCCGGCCACAACUUUGAUGUCCCCUGUGAUCACUGGUAUGGUGGUGCUGCCCCCGAUACCGAACCUGAGGUCUUGGCCUUGCAACACUUUGUCAACUCCUUCCCUGAGGGCUACAUUCGCAUGUAUUUGGCUUUCCAUGCCUUUGGCAACUUCGUCCUGUUGCCCUAUGGCCAUUCCAACACUGAAUUCCCACCCAACUAUGAUCAAAUGAUGCGUAUUGCCAAUGCCUUUGCUGAUGCUGCCAAAGUGAAAUAUGGAACUGAAUUCUUGAGUGGUGCUAGUGGUCUUUUGAAUUAUCCCGUUUCCGGCUCGGCCAAGGAUUGGGCCUAUGGUGUCAAGAAAAUCCCCUUCACUGCCACCAUUGAAUUGCGUGAUGAUGGCUCCAAAUAUGGUUUCUUCUUGCCUGGCUCUCAAAUCUUGGAAGUAUGCACUGAAGUCACUGAUGGUUUGGUGGAAAUGGUUCGUAAAGCCCGCGAAGAGGGUCUUUUCAAUUAA
Messenger RNA from Musca vetustissima, 1287 nucleotides. Its product is annotated as zinc carboxypeptidase-like. Lineage: Eukaryota; Metazoa; Arthropoda; Insecta; Diptera; Muscidae. The record is from RefSeq and is a predicted model, not a curated record. Bases 1 to 1287 code for a protein of 428 amino acids. Gene Ontology annotation, molecular function: metallocarboxypeptidase activity; zinc ion binding. The transcript has 5 exons. Gene Ontology annotation, biological process: proteolysis.